AUGGACCCGGUCUCGCCAGAACUGGCUUCGGCGCUGUUGCAAUGGGUGAAUUCGUUCAAUGAGGUACACAAACCGGUGGGCUCGUGGAAGGAGCUUGAAGAUGGCCAGAUACUCUGGAAGAUACUAGUUGACCUAGACCCCGCAUAUUUCCAAGACGAACUGCCCGAACCCGACCGCAAGUCCGCCGAUAACUGGAUACCGCGAUGGCAGAACCUGAAGCGCAUAGACCGCAUGGUCAGGACAUACAUACGGGAGGAAUGCGACAGGCUGCCGAACCUAAGCAAGACCAUGUCGCCGAAUCUCAAAGCAAUCGCGAUAGAGGGCUCGAAGAAUGAGACGAUUAAGCUUACUAGGAUCAUCGUCCUCGCCUCCAUGUACUCCCGGAAAACGAACGCACGCAUGGGCCAGGUCCUAAUUGGGCUUGGGCCCAAAGUUUCGCGAGUAGUAGCAAAGGCUAUUCAGCAAGCGGAGGCGCUGGACAAGAGCAUGGCCGAAUCUGGUGCCGAACAUGAUGUUAGCUCCGAGUUCGACAACUCGACAGACUCGGAUUCGCCAUCAAGACCAGGUCCGGGCAUUGAACGGGACCCGGAACUUGAGCGGGAGGAGAGGCUCAUCCAGGCUCAGAAGGAGAAUCAGGAGCUCGGUUCAAAGAUCUUGAGCUUAACAGCAGAGCUGACCCAAAUGCGGAACCAGAUUUCCACUCUAGAGGAAGAGCUCGUAGAGUCGAAGUUGCACCUCGACCAAAAGAGUCGCGCCGCUUACGACGACCAAGCUAUCGAACAGUUGGAGCAUAGGGCACAGCGCGACAAGGACUACAUCGCCGAGCUCGAGUCAGACCUGGCAAACUCAAAAGCACAGGUCGACAACCAGGAGCGGCUGCUCGGCAGAUUGAAGGCUGAUGCCGCCACGAAGCAGGAUCUUCGUGACGAGCUGCAGCUCAUUAAGACCGAGCGCGACGACCUCCUUCAAAAGGCCAAGAUGAAUGAAAAUCUGAAGAAGAAAAUUCAGGGACUGCAAGAGCAGGAGAAAGCCAACUCGACGCUCCGAGCUGACCUUGCAGAUGCGGUGAGCCAGUUGGAGGAUCUCCAGCGCAUAAGAGAUAGAUGCGCUGCGCUUGAGAAAGCGAAUGAGGAGAACAGCGUCACCAUUGCCAAUGGAGAACAAGAGAUCUUCGAGUCAAAGCGGGCGAAGAAGCAACUCGAACAUGAGCUUAGAGUUCUGCAAGGCAAAGCUGAGCAGAGACUGGAGAUGCAAAUUCGAGCAGAGGAAACCGUUCGAGACCUUCAGCAACGACUUCGCGAGGCGGAGGCUGCCAACACGCGGAUCCCGGAUAGUCUUGGGAAUGAGCUUGAACACGCUGCCGAAACGGAGCAGCUCGAAAACAGGCUAGUUAUAUCCGAAACCCUUCUUCACUGGAACCGCCUACUCAUGCUCCACUAUAGGAAAGAUCCCAAGCAAACCACUUCUAGUGUCGGCGCGGAUGGAAUUCUACUCCAUCAGAAGCUUGACAUGCUGGAAGCCAGGUGCAAGAAGCUUGAGGAGCAAUACCUUGACGUUUACCAGGAGAAUCUGGGCUUGCAGGACGCUCUCAAGGAGGGUCCAGAGAAGGAAGAUCCAUUUAUCCGACAGCGCGACCAGCUGCAUCAUGCCAACACGGAGCUGGCGGAGCUCAAAGCCAAGUACUACGCCGCCAUGUCGGAAAAUGCUGAUCUGAAGCACCAGCUCACGAAGUUCACAUCAGCUGCUGAUGGUGCAGAUACGUUGGACGAGAAAACUCAGUCCGACUUCAAGGCUCUUACUGCCAAUCAUGAAGAGUUGCUGACGUCUCAGGCGGAGCUCGAGAAGCACGCCAAGGGGCUGCAAACCGAACUGGUGGAGAAGAGUAGCCUGCUUCGGCACGCACUCCUCAGUCGCGAGGCUGUCGUAAAGGAGCCACGCGAGGCUCGUCAGACAGAAGAGCUGAAGCUCAUUACGCAGCGCCUGGAUGCCGUCCGGACUGCGCCUACUGAAGAGGCCCAGGACGUCCAAGCGAAAGUAGCAGACGGCUUCUGCAAGCAGAUCCUCGACUUGCAGGACCUGGCUGCGGCGCAUAUGACGGUAAGCAACUUCCUGGAGCAGGACUCCCAGAAGGAGUCUCUGUUCCUCAGCUUCGUUCCGGAGGCCCCCGAGGGCUUCGAUGAGGCGAUGAGGCCUGUCUCUCCUACGACUUCCCUCUCAUGUAGUGCCUUCCUGACGCUACCCUCAACUCCGCCAGCCACAUCUGCUGCAGAACUGAAAUACCUCCAAGCCCGCCUCAACACGCCGCAAGAUGGCCCGGCACAGCAGCAAGCAAACCAAAGCGACCCAUCAGCGGAAUCCAGCAGAGAAAAUGGCCAGGCGCGUAGUCCCACCAUGGACCGGUUCGCUGACUGCCUGUCAUCGACCUCGCAGCAGCAGGACCUGCAAAAUCUACAACGAGAGAAUAAACUUAUAGCAAGCGCUUGGUACGAUAUGGGCCGUAGACUGCAGAGCAACACCGUGGUUCUGCAGCGCAGAGUUCAGGACCCGAAGAGCUGGAUCGGGAAGCAGAGGAUGGCUGUCGGCCAGGGCGGCGGUGUGAGUGGGAUACGGAGGUGA
Molecule: messenger RNA, 2616 nt
Organism: Coniosporium apollinis CBS 100218
Lineage: Eukaryota; Fungi; Ascomycota; Dothideomycetes
Exons: 6
Coding region: 1-2616 (871 amino acids)
Biological process (GO): cytoplasmic microtubule organization; cytoskeleton-dependent intracellular transport
Cellular component (GO): centrosome; cytoplasm
Molecular function (GO): microtubule binding; dynein light intermediate chain binding
Source: RefSeq, a predicted model, not a curated record